GUGGGGAGCUGGCUCGCGCCUCCUUGCAGAGCUUCAGGCUUUGCGACGCGCAUCGGCAUGGAAUGCUGGGCUGGGAGGAUGAAGAGGUGAGUGACCUCAUCGAAGCAGUCUUCCAACGCAAGGGUUUGCAGGCUCCGCCACAGGAUGCACAGCGGCGGAUGUUCGCCAAGUUCGAUGAG
Molecule: messenger RNA, 179 nt
Organism: Symbiodinium sp. CCMP2592
Lineage: Eukaryota; Dinophyceae; Suessiales; Symbiodiniaceae
Source: the annotation of a GenBank genome assembly